AUGAUACCGGCUUGGAUAAAAUACUUUUUGGUUAGAAUACGAUCUAAAAAGUCCGCACGUGAAUCCAAUCAGCGUUCAUCUACGAAUCAAUCAACAGGAUUUCGAAUUGAAUAUGGUCAAAUUUAUGGAUAUGAAUACGUUUUACAAAUCAAUGAUAAUAAACAGAAUGAUUCAUCUGUUCAUAGAUCGAUAAAUGCAAAACAGAAUUCCAAACGUACGAAACCAAAUUUCAAUCGUUCUAACGGAGGACGCAACACUUAUACCAAAGCAGAUGCAAUUUAUGUAAGUGGAUACACUGGUGUAGGUGAUGGCAGCCACGAUGCAGCGGAUUUGCUCUGUAGCGGUGGCGAUGAUGGCGGCGGGUAUGGUGGGGCCGGAGAUUGUGGAGGGGAUGGAGGAGACGAUUGA
This is a messenger RNA of Adineta ricciae, 408 nucleotides long. Lineage: Eukaryota; Metazoa; Rotifera; Eurotatoria; Adinetida; Adinetidae. The record is from the annotation of a GenBank genome assembly.